AUGACUAUUGCUGCAUAUGCGUAUGAAGCUGAUAGAGCUAAACGUUUAUAUUUUGGUCAAUACUCUCUCACACUUACUGACAAAUAUAUUGUUAUUUCUGAUGGAAAUACUGAGAAAUAUAUAACAUGGAAGGACUAUGAAAAGUUUGACCCUAUUUUAACUCCAUGUACUAUGCCAUUCAUUGUAAAUGGUGAAGUUGUCAUGAAGAAUGACACAACAGUAUAUAGGUCUGUUUAUGAAGCAUUAGAAUAUAUGUUGAAUUAUAAUCCCGAAAGAUUUGACCCAAGCACUACGCCAUGUGCAAUGCCCUUUAUUAAGGAUGGUGAAAUCGUAAGGGUUCCGAAUUCAACGGUUUAUACAGCUGUUCAAAACAGUUUACAAAACAUUUUAGCGAAUAUCUUUAAUUCAGAAACUACAGAAAUAAAAUUACCGUAUAUAACAGAUGCUAAAGAAAUUAAAUCAAAAACAACAACAUUAUUUACGUCACUUAAUGAUUUAAUGACUUAUAUAAUUAAUACUCCUUCUCCGACUACGGCAUUUGAUCCAAAUUCGACGGUUUGCAGUGUACCUUUCAUUAAGGACAGUUCAGUAAUUGAAUUAAGGGAUUCAACAGUUAAUGAAUCAUUAAAGGCUUCAUUAAUGAAAAUCAUUGAUUUUAACUCAUUCAUGAAUACAUAUAAUUCAUUCAUUAAUGUUUCAUACACUUCUAAAGAAGGUGAGCCAAAAACUAUAGAUAAAGCGGUGUAUGAAAUAAAAGCACCAAUGACGAAAUUGAAUUCGUUAACUUUUGAUGGUGAUAGUUCCGUUAACAGCAUGACAUCAGGAAAAACGAUUUUAACGAAAGAAUAUUUAAAAUCUCAUGUUAGUGAGUUCGUUGAAAUUGAAAAAGAAGGCGGAAUUAAGUUCGAUCCACUGGGUUUCAUUUUCAAUUUAGCGAAUGCGGGUGUUAGUUUCGCUGAAUGGACAACUAUACAGAGUGAAAUAAAUGCAAUAUGGGCGUUUUUGGGGUCAAAAGCGGGAAUGGGUGAGCUUGUAAAUGCUGCAAGAACAUUAGGUGAAACGGGAAAUUUUGUAGAUGGUUUUAAAAGACUUGUUUCAAAUGUUUUAACAAACACAAAGAAAUUAUUUAGAUAUACCAUACAUAACGGCCAGAUUUUCGAACAGGUAGCAACAAACCCUCCGGUUAUGGCUGCGUUGAUGAUGGUUAGAGACAUAAAGCCGCGUAGCGGUGAGGGCGAAGCCCACGAAGAAGAGAAGAAACCAGAGGAUACGGGUCAGGUUAUUCGAGACAUUAAAAACGUGUAUCCUGAAGUUAUUGAUUUAUUUAGAGGUGUUAAUGAUUCGAUUUCAAAUCAUUCUAUAACCCUUGAUGAAGAGAAUAAAUUAACAGAUUAUAUAUUCGUCAUUAUUGCAGAACUAAUGAAGAGAAUAAAUGAAAAAGGUAUCGCUGAUGUCAUAAAUGUCAGCGAUGUAAUGAUGAAAAGAAAUUUUGACUCAUUAUUUACAGAACCGAAAACAGAAUAUAGUCUUUAUGACGUAAUUACUGAAUUAAUGAAAAAGAUUAAUGAUAAUAAGAGUUCUGGCGGAAGAGUUGAAUUAGAGGUGAAUGAUGUUAAUGAGAAAUUAGAUAGUAAGGCAGAUAAAAACCAUGUUCAUUAUAUAAGUUCAGAUGAACAGAUUAUAACGGACUAUCAUGGAUAUUUAACACGAACUGAAGAAAGAGUGAAGACGGAAGAUGUUAAUGAAAGAAGAUAUAAAUACAUUCGUGCUGAAGGUUAUGACAUACGCUGUACUGUACAGUAUGAUGCGGGUAAAGCACCAGAAGCAUUUGGUUAUAACGAUGAAAUUUAUGCUUCAUACUUCUUUGUUAAAGGUGUAUUAGUUGAACCAAAAUUUACUUUGAGAAUAAGUAGAAAAAUAACCGUUGAAGAUGCUAUUAAAAGUAAAGCAGAGAAAGAUGAACUUGACGCAACGAACAAAGUUUUGAAAUCUCAUAAACAUAAUAUCUCCGAUAUAAAUGAACUUCAAGCUACAUUAAAUAGUAAAGCUGACAAGAACCAUACACAUGAAUCCUUCACUACUGUUAGAGCAGACGACAUAAUAUUGAACUAUACCCUUGGUUCAAGUGCACCUUUAGAGAAUCCAAGUACAAGCGUAAAAGAUACACUAAACUCCUUAAAUAACAAAUGUAUAAAUAUCGAAGGACAUGUCAGAAACUUUGAAACAUAUGAACUACCAGCAAUGUUAGAUAAGAAAGCAGAUAAGAACCAUACACAUGAAUUCUUCACAACUAUUAGAGCUGAUGAGAUAAUAUUGAAUUGGGCUAUUGCUUCAUCAAGCAUGCGUGAUGAAGAUAUGUGCACUAACCUAAGAGAUAUGGUUGUUGAUUUAGCCAAUAAAACCGACAAAAUAUAUGUAGAUGAAGAAUUAAAUCGUUAUGAUACAAAAGCAUUGAGUUAUACAGAAGAAGCAAAGGAAUGGGUCAAUGAAAAUUAUGUGAAGAAGUCAGAAGUAAAUGAUGCGGUUAAUGGUAAAAUUAAUGAAAGAUUUUCGAAUAUAGAUUCAUUAACAGUUAAUGACAUUCAAUUACAUCAUCAAUUACCUGGUCAAAAGAAUGUAGAAUAUAAUAAUCUUACUCAUGUUCUCGAUGGUUUCGAUGAAUUUAGAACUGAUGCAACAAAUGCGAUUACAAGCAUGAAAAAUGAAAUAUUGCAAGCUAUAUAUCCUGUUGGUUCUUUAUAUACAUCAAUGAAUUCAACAAAUCCCGCAACAUUUCUGGGUUUUGGUACAUGGCAGCAGAUUGUAGACAAAUUCUUAUACUGUGCUAACUCUUCAAAGCAAACAGGAGGCUCAAAGAAAAUUACUGAAGCAAACUUACCUGCGCACACUCAUACAGGAACUACAAACUUUUCUGGCGACCAUAGCCACUCAUUAAGAGACCACCCAUUAUACAACUCAGACUAUGAAGCUGGCAAUGAUGUUUUAUCUCCAUCUUAUAACAAUUCAGCAAAAAAGACUUUUCGACCAACUGAACCAGGAGGAAAUCAUGUCCAUACUUUCACAACAAAUCCAACAGGCUCGGGUGAAGAUUAUAUGCCACCAUUUAUGACUGUAUUCGCAUGGUACCGCGUUCAAUGA
Molecule: messenger RNA, 3138 nt
Organism: Trichomonas vaginalis G3
Lineage: Eukaryota; Parabasalia; Trichomonadida; Trichomonadidae
Product: keratin-associated protein family
Exons: 1
Coding region: 1-3138 (1045 amino acids)
Source: RefSeq, a predicted model, not a curated record